AUGGCUGGGCGACCGCCUGGAGGAGGUUUCGAUACGGGACACUCGAAUAAUCGCGACGAUCUCCUACUCGACCUUGACAAUGAGCAGCCCAUCUACAACAAUGGCCAGCGCUCCAACCUUAACGAUGACGAUUUGAUGCGCUUUCACGAACAGAACCAAGAUCCCCCGCCAGGGCGGACCUCCGUGUCCUAUGAUGACUUCGUUGGCGCUCGGGAUGCGAAUCGUGCUUCAGCCUCACAGCCUGCCAACGGGUUAGGUGUACCUGGAUCUGCCCCCGGUUCGAAUCCUUACCUAACAAGACAAUACAGCCAGACUUCCGAACUUGGCAACUACCAACGCUAUGCCGAUGACUUUGAUGAUUAUCCUGUUGAUGGUGAUUCAUAUUACCACAACGACGGAAGCUCAAGAGUCGACGAAACCACCCCGGGCCUGGGCAGGAACGCUUCGCGAAACCGAAACAGCGUUAUGGGCUUGGGUUUUCUAGGUAAAGUGAAGAAUAAGUUGGGCAUGGGACAAGGAUACUCAGAAAUGGAUUUGCCUUUAACGGAGCCUGGCCAUGCGCGAGGAGAUUCUGUUGGAGGGAACUCCCAGCAACCGCCGCAGCAGGCCCAGAAGGGCAAAUUCGAUAUGGGCAAUUUCAAAUUUGGAUUCGGGCGAUCAAAGCCAGAUCCAUCGACCCUCGGUCCAAGAAUUAUCUUCCUCAACAACCCGCCCGCCAAUGCCGCCAACAAGUAUGUCGACAACCAUAUUUCAACGGCCAAGUACAACGUCGCAAGUUUCCUGCCGAAGUUCCUUUACGAACAGUUUUCAAAGUUCGCCAAUAUCUUCUUCUUAUUCACUGCAGCGCUUCAGCAAAUUCCUAACCUGUCACCUACAAACCCAUAUACGACCAUUGCGCCCCUCAUUGUAGUGCUUAUUAUCUCUGCGGUGAAGGAGUUGGUUGAAGAUUACCGCAGAAAGCAAGCCGACAAUGCUCUCAAUACCUCUAAAGCGCGGGUCCUCAGAGGCUCUUCUUUCGAGGAAAACAAAUGGAUCAACGUGGCUGUCGGAGACAUCAUAAGAGUAGAGUCAGAGGAACCUUUCCCUGCUGAUUUGGUUCUUUUGGCUAGUUCUGAACCCGAAGGUCUGUGUUAUAUCGAAACUGCAAACUUGGACGGCGAGACAAACCUCAAGAUCAAACAAGCCAUACCCGAAACUUCGUCUAUGGUUUCGCCAAACGAGCUUAGCAGACUAGGGGGCCGCAUUAAGUCGGAACAGCCCAACAGUAGUCUCUAUACAUAUGAAGCAACCUUGACAAUGCAGUCCGGAGGCGGAGAAAAGGAGUUUGCACUCAACCCAGAACAACUGCUUCUCAGAGGUGCUACGCUACGAAACACGCCGUGGGUUCACGGUGUCGUAGUGUUUACUGGCCACGAAACCAAACUCAUGCGAAACGCCACUGCCGCCCCUAUCAAGCGAACUAAGGUUGAAAGAAAGCUCAACAUGCUCGUCCUUCUACUGGUGGGCAUCUUGCUGAUUCUGAGUAUUGUGUGUACGGUUGGAGAUCUGAUCCAGCGAAAAGUCGAAGGAGAAGCUCUCUCAUAUCUUUAUCUGGACCCCACGAACACCGCAGGACAAAUCACUCAAACAUUCCUCAAGGAUAUGGUCACAUACUGGGUUUUGUUUUCGGCUUUGGUUCCUAUCUCUCUCUUCGUCACUGUGGAGCUGGUGAAGUACUGGCACGGAAUUCUAAUCAACGAUGACCUCGACAUGUACUACGACAAAAACGACACGCCUGCCACCUGCAGGACCUCAAGCUUGGUGGAAGAAUUAGGAAUGGUUGAAUACGUCUUCUCGGACAAGACUGGAACCCUCACCUGUAAUCAGAUGGAGUUCAAGCAGUGUUCGAUUGCUGGAAUCCAAUACUCUGAAGACGUACCGGAAGAUCGUCGCCCAACCAUGAUUGAUGGUGUGGAAGUUGGACUUUUUGACUACAAAGCCCUUAGAGGUAAUCUCGCCAACGGACACGAGACCGCCCCUGCUAUUGAUCACUUUUUGUCCCUACUUGCAACUUGCCAUACUGUCAUCCCGGAAAUGGACGAAAAGGGUGGUAUUAGAUACCAAGCUGCCUCCCCCGACGAAGGCGCUUUGGUCUCUGGCGCUUUGGAUCUUGGUUUCAAGUUUACUGCUCGAAAGCCCAGGUCGGUCAUCAUCGAAGCUAAUGGUAAAGAACUCGAGUACGAACUCCUCGCCGUUUGUGAGUUCAACUCGACCCGAAAGCGAAUGUCAACUAUCUAUCGAUGUCCUGAUGGCAAGAUCCGAUGUUAUUGUAAGGGUGCCGAUACCGUCAUUCUGGAACGUCUCAACGAUAUGAACCCUCAUACCGAAGUCACACUCCGACAUCUCGAAGAGUACGCUUCUGAAGGUCUACGAACUCUAUGCUUGGCUAUGCGAGAAGUUCCGGAACAAGAGUUCAAGGAAUGGUACAAGAUCUAUGAUGCUGCUCAGAUGACGGUUGGUGGUAACCGUGCAGAUGAAGUAGACAAGGCUUCGGAAAUUAUCGAGAAGGACUUCUUUCUGCUUGGUGCAACCGCCAUUGAGGAUCGUCUACAAGACGGUGUCCCAGAGACGAUUCAUACUCUACAGCAAGCUAACAUCAAGGUCUGGGUUUUGACUGGAGAUCGACAAGAGACCGCCAUCAACAUCGGUAUGAGUUGCAAGCUUCUCAGCGAGGACAUGAUGCUUCUGAUCAUCAACGAGGAAACGGCUGCCGCCACACGGGACAAUAUACAAAAGAAAACGGACGCCAUUAGGACUCAGGGGGACGGCACGAUAGAGACGGAAACCUUGGCCCUGAUCAUUGAUGGAAAGUCCUUGACAUUCGCGCUUGAAAAGGACUUGGAAAAGCUAUUCCUUGAUUUGGCCAUUAUGUGCAAAGCUGUCAUCUGCUGUCGUGUUUCUCCCCUGCAAAAGGCCCUUGUUGUCAAACUGGUCAAGAAGUACCAGAAAGAGUCUAUCCUUCUCGCUAUUGGCGACGGAGCAAAUGACGUCUCGAUGAUUCAGGCAGCUCAUAUUGGUAUCGGUAUUAGUGGUGAAGAAGGUCUACAGGCAGCGCGAAGUGCCGAUGUAGCCAUUGCCCAGUUCAGGUUUCUUCGAAAGCUACUGCUGGUCCAUGGCGCUUGGAGUUAUCAGCGUGUCACCAAGACAAUCUUGUACUCCUUCUACAAGAACAUUGCGCUGUAUAUGACACAGUUCUGGUAUACGUUCCAAAACGUCUUUUCUGGACAAGUUAUUUACGAAUCAUGGACGCUGUCCUUCUACAACGUCUUCUACACUGUCUUGCCCCCUCUAGCUCUUGGUAUCUUGGACCAGUUUAUCUCAGCCCGCCUUCUGGAUCGUUAUCCGCAGCUUUACAUGAUGGGCCAGCAAAACUACUUCUUCAGGCUCAAAGUCUUCUUGCAGUGGAUCGCCAACGCAAUCUACCACUCCAUCGUGCUUUACAUUUGGGGACAACUCUUCUGGUAUGGCGAUCUUAUUCAAGGAGAUGGCAAGAUUGCUGGCCAUUGGGUUUGGGGCACCGCGCUCUAUGGUGCUACUCUCCUUACAGUUCUUGGUAAGGCAGCCCUGGUCACCAACAACUGGACCAAGUACCACGUGCUCGCUAUUCCUGGCAGCAUGGCCAUUUGGUACGUGCUUACUGCCGUCUAUGGCAUCGUCGCCCCCAUGGCUGGUGUGUCUAUGGAGUAUCGGGGCACCAUCCCUAGGAUCUACGAAAGUCCUGUCUUCUGGCUACAGACGGUCUGCCUCGCCAUCAUGUGCUUGCUACGUGAUUUUGUCUGGAAAUAUGUGAAGCGUAUGUACCGACCCCAAACAUACCAUCACAUUCAGGAGAUCCAAAAGUACAAUAUCCAAGAUUAUCGACCCAGAAUGGAGCAAUUCCAAAAGGCUAUCCGAAAGGUGCGACAAGUGCAACGUAUGCGCAAGCAACGUGGAUAUGCCUUCUCGCAAGCAGACGAGAGUCAAACGCGUGUGCUCCAAGCAUACGACACUACCAAGCAUCGUGGACGAUAUGGUGAGAUGGCCAGUUCAAGACCAGCGGGCAGGUAA
Molecule: messenger RNA, 4086 nt
Organism: Fusarium sp. VM40
Lineage: Eukaryota; Fungi; Ascomycota; Sordariomycetes; Hypocreales; Nectriaceae
Source: the annotation of a GenBank genome assembly